Messenger RNA from Dendronephthya gigantea, 5766 nucleotides. RefSeq lists its product as uncharacterized. The transcript is spliced from 16 exons. Gene Ontology annotation, molecular function: FAD binding. The coding region runs from base 150 to 5144 and encodes 1664 amino acids. The record is from RefSeq and is a predicted model, not a curated record. Lineage: Eukaryota; Metazoa; Cnidaria; Anthozoa; Malacalcyonacea; Nephtheidae.
UCGAAUUUGAAUGAUCGGAAAUUCAAGUGGUGUGCACAUAUGCUACGAAAACAAGCAUUUUAACCGAUAUUAUGGGAUGAUUUCGCUUCCUUCAGCUUUAAAACAGAGCGGAAGGGAUGCCCUAAGUCGUGUCUCGCCUUUAUAUAACAAUGGUUGUAGCAAAGGGCAAAAGCGAGCCACCAAAAUUACAUGAAACUCUAUUCGAAGAAUUCGUACAAGCAGCCGAUUCGGUUGAUAUUUUGCUUACAUUUCACAAACUCAAAGCUGCCAUCGGGGCUGAAAAUGUGGACAACGGCAGAGAGUUGUACGGUAUACUUAAGUCAAAGUUACAAUCGUGGAAAUGUAAGAGUUUAUGGGAUGUUUUGGACGCAAGAGCAAAACAUAAAGAAUAUGGGAAUCAGAAAACGUGCGAAGAUAUGCAAGUUUUAGUGAUUGGGUCUGGGCCUAUUGGUUUGCGUACUGCAAUUGAAGUAGCUUUGUUAGGAGCUAAAGUUAUUAUAGUAGAGAAACGGACGACUUUCUCGCGGAAUAACGUUCUUCAUUUAUGGCCAUUUCUCAUACAUGAUUUUCGUUCUCUCGGCGCCAAACGAUUCUAUGGCAAAUUCUGCUCAGGCUCGCUCGACCACAUAGGUAUCAGAAUGCUACAAUGUUUGUUAAUGAAAGCAGCCCUCAUAUUGGGUGUUCAGAUCUACACUGGUGUUACAUUUGAGAAAGUGAUUGAACCAAUGUCUGAAUGUGGUUGGCGAUGCCAGGUGGAUCCCCCAUUCCAUCCAGCCAGUCAGUUUGAUCUUGAUAUGGUUGUUGGAGCAGAUGGCAAGAGGAAUGUCCUCCCUGAUUUUCCACAAAUUGAAAUGAGAGGCAGUCUCGCAAUUGGGAUAACGCUUAAUCUGGUGUACCAUGGUACGAAACAGGAAGCCGCUAUUCCCGAAAUCAGUGGUUUGGCCUAUCAUUUCAAACCGAAGUUCUUUGACGAUUUAUAUCAAAAAAGUGGCGUGCGAUUAGAAAACUUUGUUUACUACAAGGGAGAGACUCACUACUUUGUCAUGACAGCUGUGAAAAGCAGUUUGCUUGCAAGAGGAGCAUUGAUAAUGGAUUAUCCAAAGCCUGCAGAUUUGUUGGCGUCUCCGAACGUGAAUUAUGAUCGACUCAAAGAGUAUGCUCUCGAUGCGGUGAAGUUUGGUACAGAAGGCAAACUGACAGAUAUCGAGUUUGUCCAAAAUGACAGAGGCAAGUCGGACAUCGCCGUGUUUGAUUUUACAUCCCUGAAGAAAGCCGAGCAUGCAGCGAGAAUCGUAGAAAGAAAAGGCCAUAGAUUAUUAUUGGCUUUAGUUGGUGAUAGUCUAAUUGAGCCAUUUUGGCCAACCGGUUCUGGUUGUGCACGCGGCGUUCUGAGUGCCUUAGACACGGCGUGGAUGCUACGUUCGUUUGCAAUGGACCGACCUCCAUUACAAGUUUUAAGCGAAAGAGAGAAUAUCUACAAACUUCUUUCAGCAACAACUGUAGAUAAUUUACGUAAGAAGUUUGAGGCGUACACGAUCAACCCGUUUUCUCGUUAUAUUGAUCUUAACCUGAAGAGAGUGAAGGAGGUUUAUCAUCUCUAUGAUUCCGAUGAUCCAGUGAAUGCGGACUUCAGAGUCGGAAGUCCCACCGGUGUUGCCUCAAUCUUUGAAAACACGAAACGUCGUAUUAGUGUGGGUGGAAUUAAAGCGGCUAAAACUGGAAGACGGAGGAAAUCUAGCUCUGAUGAUCUAGAUGAGAAAAGAGGACGAAUUCGAUCGCGGAAGUCUAGUUCUGAUGAUCUUGAUGAUAAGAAAGGAAAGAACGAAACGAAGUCUCGUAAGAAAUCAAUCAAGCAAGCAUUGCGGCGUAGUCACAGCCGUGACACUGACAAUGAGCUUAACGAUGUUACACCCAACUCUAAAACGAAGAGCCGGAAAAGUGUGAAAAAGCAGCGCAGUCAAUCCUCGGAGUCAGCGGACGAGAAAGAAGUGCGAAGAAAAAAGAAACUGGGACGAACUAAAUCACGUGAUACUGACGGUAGUAAUAACAGUUUAGAUACAAUUACUGAGAGUCCUCAAACUGUAGCGAAGAAAAAAGAAAAUGCCGAGAAUAAACAUAAUAGCGUCCUUAUGAAACAGCGAUCCACCAAACGUUGGCGAUUAUUUGGUGGGACUAAACCCAAACUUCGUUCGGUUGAUAAAGAUUCAAAGUCAGCCUCGAAUGAAAAUUUAGCAGGAAGGAAGGAAGAGGAUGUGAAAAAGUUAAAAAGAGAUGUGGAAGCACAACCGUUGAAAAACGGACAGGUUAAAAACGAGGUAAAGGAAAAGGAAGCGCCCAAGAAGCAGGUUGAGAAGACGGCUUCGGAUAGCCAUGUUAGGAAAGGAAUGCCUGGAAAACAGGAGGAGAAGACUUUAUCACAAACGAAUGAUCACCGUAAAAAUGGACUAGGAAGGAGCAUCUCAAAGGAGACCAACACUGACCGUAAGGCACGAGCUGGAGGGGCUCUUAUUACAGAAACGUACACCAAAUCAACACUAAGGCAACUGAACAGCCAUGAGGCCAGUCCUCAGCUUUUGCGAAAUUCUCUUAGGAAAACAAGCGAGUUGCGUGGAGGAAGCAUAAGUAAUACCGCUGCAACCCCAGCAAGACUUGGUCAAGUGAAACGCACCAACAGUGAUAUUAAGAGAACUGAUCGAGUUUUUACCAGCUUACGACAGGCGAGAGAAGAAAAGAGACUGGGGCAGACGAAGGACGAGCCUGUAAGUGCAAGGGAGGCGACGGAACAGACUGGUGUCGAGAAAGAACAUAAAAGAGCAAAGUUAGAUAUGAAGACUGGAAAAGAAUCUGUUUCAGUAUUUGAUGACAUUAAAAGUCUUUCGCCAGCUGCUCAGAGAACAGCGCCAUUAUUAAAGACACUCACGCCAGAAAAGAAAGAUGGUAAAUAUAAUGACGGUGGAGCCAUCGCAGCAGCCGCUGGCCUCGCCGCCAUGUUGGCUUUGACCACGCCACUUGCCAUGGAAGGCCAGAAAGUACUUGAACGACAAAAGAUUCUAACGAACAGCCAAGUCAGUGUAAAGGAAAAGAUUGCUUUCCUGAAUUCUGUUAGCAAUUAUACCAACAAGACUAGAAGAGACCUGACUUCAGCGUUGGACGGUGCGGAUGGAAGUCCAAAGCCGGUCAAACGUUUCUCUUCAUUUUCAAAUGUUCAGAGAAAUGUGAAACAAAAACUGGAAGAAGAUUCGAACAAAGCACUCACAUUGCCAAGGAAAGUAUUUCCUCGUCAAAGCCUUCAAGAGAAGAUGUUCUCAGCUCACGCUGACAUUCCUUCUGCUUUGGACUCUGCCAUCAAUAUUCUUAUUAAAUCUUACACUUUUGAUGAACGGCUACAAGGAACUCUGAAAAUUAUGCUGAAUAUAUUCAGGUGCAUUUCGAAGGAUCCUGACGAUGAAACGCCACGACGUAUAUCCACCAACGGUCAAUUAUUCCGUCCUCUGGUUUGGGAUUUGAAUGAAGCCAAGUUGUUUAUGGUUGUGAGCGGCUGGAUGGAGAUCGGCAGUUUUAUUGUCUUUCCGAAAACGAAGACCGUUCAUGAGCCUAUUAGAGUAUUAAUGCAAAACUACAGGCAACUAUGGGAAAAGCAGGCUCUCGAUACAUCAUGUCCUCAAUUUGUACUGCCGGAAAGUACCAUAAAACAUCGUCGUCGACCGAGUGACGAUGUAUUUCAAAAGGAAGGCGGACUUCCAAGAGACGAUGGGUUGGACACAGGGUCGCACUCGGGAUCAGACUCUGGUAUGGGAUUUUCAGAAACUGCUUCUGAGCACAACGUACCUGCGGUGAUGGCCAUUGAUGACGUCGCCCAUGACGUGAUUACUGAUGACGUCACUACGAAGCGGUCUUCGAAAGCCCUGGAUCCAAGAAUGUACUUAGAAGCGUCGUAUAAUCACGACUUAGGUGAACAAAAACUGAAUCCCUCGGACUACGUUGAGCAGUCGAUUGUUGACGGCCCUGAUCAAUCCACUACAGACGUACAGAUACCUGACAAUACCGAAUUGUAUCCAAAUAAACCCUUAUCGCCCCACGUUCAUCCCAGUAAAAUCUUGAAAAAACACGAUUGGGAAAUAAUGGAAGAACCGACUCCUGCUCUUCAAUCCCCAAAAGGUAUCCUAUAUGCUCCGUCCUUGCAAGCAGAAACAAGCCGAGCUAAAGAAAAAAGAUCCAGUUUUCGUCAUAGUCGACAACUAGCCUCAGAACUUGAUGUUAUGAUGAACGAACUGCAGGAUCCUAUCAAUGAAGAUCCCGAUGUUUUGGACACUGAUGCACCCUUACUGGAUCAUGACCCUCAAAAACAUCACAGUAAUGACGGUGAACAAUCCAGGUUUUCUGGUUCAGAGGUCUCAACCAUAGCAGAAAGUCGUGGUUCAAAGACGUCAAGCAAACAACAAGCUCAGGGAAAGAGAAACGAACUGGAUGAUCUGUUUGAGACGUUAGAUUUCGUCUCCGAUGCACUCACGGCGCCACGAGUGAUCUACGAAGAGCAACCGAAGAAGACCCAAGGUGGUCCGAAAUCAACCGAGGCAAGUCGCCGGAGAGAGGAAUAUACACGCUCAAAGUUACAGUCUAAGUCAACGGAAGAAUCAGCGCUAAGAUCUAAUUGUAAGACAAGAAGCCAAGUUUCUAAGGAAAGGCAGCACCGAGGGGGAGCGUUGGUGGAGAAUAAUGGUCAGCACACUAGGGUUAAGGAUAGCAAAACACGAUCGAAGCAAGCAAUUAGUGAAGUUGAUAGUAAGCAAAUGAACGAUACUAGACAGCGCCGGAAUAAUGCCGCCGAUGAAAGCACUAACGAGCCUUUGCGAAGGUCUCGUAGGAUUGCUGAAUCAUCAAAUCGAAAGGCGGUGUUGGUCCUGGAUGCUAGUGGUUAUCCUGAAGAAAGUUCCACUGAUCUCAAUCAGGCGUUUGUUGAUUCAGAGUUACACGAGACUAAACAAGAAUCUGGUUUAGAAAAUGGUAGUUUAGUUCAAGAGAAAAGCGCAGGACGGAAGAAAAAAGCGCGAAGGCAAUCGUCCGUGGUAAAAGCUAGUAAAUCACGUGCACGCGCCAAACGUACUGGAUAUAAGUCACGCAAAGAACGCUCUAUUGACACGUGAUAUUGUAUAAUAUAAGUAACCAGUUUUAAAGAAAGGCUGGUUAAUUUGUCAGUGAUGUUAAAUGAGUCGAUAAUAUUUCGGUAAAUACUAAGAGUUUAGGGGCUGUUUACAUGAGCCCGGCUACCCGAGAUUCGACGAAGCGUGAGGUGAUUUUGAGAUAUUGAAAUGAGUCCAUGAAAUCAAACAAGAACUAGGGCAGAGUAAGUGUAAAUAGAUAUUUAAUAAUACCUAUUACCCUGCUAUCUCUUACUCUGCUAUUACUUACUCUGUGCCUGCUAUUGUUAGGAUGGUUAAACUGUGACUUAAUCACUGCCAGGAUCAUGUUAUACUCAUUUCAAUACCUCAAAGUCAUUUUACGCUUCGUUAAAUCUCGGUUAAAUGAGAUCUUGUAAACAACCGCUUAGAAAGAUAUAUAAAUACUUUAAGGUAAUGAAAAAAAUGUAAUAAAUUUGGAUACAAUUUGUAGAUAUUUUUAGGGUACCAGAAAGAAUGAAUAUAACCGAUAGAAUUCAUAUAAAAUCAUCUGAAAGAAUCAAAUGGACGAAAAGUUGACGUUUUACACUUUUUGUGGAGUUCAUAUUUGAAUAUAUAAUUAAUGUCACCACAUAGAAUUAAAAGAAGG